AUGGCGGUCCGCGAAGAUAUCGUUGCCUCUGCAGUUACAUUUCUGCAAGACCCGAGCGUCGCUGGGUCACCGAUCGAGAACCGCGUGGCAUUCUUGAAAUCGAAGAACCUUACCCAAGAGGAAAUUGAUACAGCGCUGGCGAGGGCAGGAGGCGAGACGGCGCCUGUGAACUACUCCAACUAUCCUCCUCAGCAGCAGGGAAUGCGACAGCCACAACCUGUAUAUGGAGCAUAUCAACAACCAACCUGGCCUCAAGCGCCACCUGAAGUGCCGAAGAGGGACUGGCGGGACUGGUUCAUAAUGGCCACAGUAACAGGAGGUGUUGGGUACGGACUAUACUUUGUUGCGAAGCGAUACAUAUACCCAAUGAUUGCUCCGCCCACACCACCACAACUGGAGCAAGAUAAACAAGCUAUCGACGACUCUUUUGAGAAGGCAUUCUCGCUCUUGGACCAACUGGCUAAAGACACCGAAAUCCUCAAGUCUUCUGAACAAGCACGUACAGAGCGUCUAGAUGCUGCUAUGAAAGAAGUUGAACAAGUUACCAGCGAGCUGAAGACUGCAAGUAAAAGACGAGAGGAAGAGUCACGGCGCAUGGGUGACGAGGUUCGGCGACUGAAAGAUCUGAUACCCAGGGCAAUAGAUGGGCAAAAGGAAAAUACCGAUGCGAGAUUGAAAGAACUCAACACCGAACUGAAGAGUCUGAAGACUUUGAUGGGACAGCGAAUGAACCCCACAACUUCUUCCCCUGCCAGCUCUUAUGGCCGGGCUUCAGGAAUCGCAGCAUCGAAUGCACUACCAUCGUCACCCGCACUCUCUACUGCUCCCUCGACAGGUGCAAACGGAGGCUCAACGACCGAGUCCACUCCCCCAAAGCCAGCAUCGGUGACUAACGGUACAGAAACCGAAUCUGCAGCCUCUAUCAGCAACCGAAGCGCCAGUCUCUUCAACUCAGGUGCACCAGCAGGCAGAGCCGCCAUUCCAUCCUGGCAAAUGAAGAGUAGCAACUCCGCAACCACCGCGGGCGCAGGCAGCGCAGCGCAAGAAGCCAGUGGAUCCGCAUAG
This is a messenger RNA of Drepanopeziza brunnea f. sp. 'multigermtubi' MB_m1, 1065 nucleotides long. RefSeq lists its product as uncharacterized. The record is from RefSeq and is a predicted model, not a curated record. Gene Ontology annotation, cellular component: peroxisomal membrane; peroxisomal importomer complex. Gene Ontology annotation, molecular function: signaling receptor binding. Gene Ontology annotation, biological process: protein import into peroxisome matrix, docking. NCBI's taxonomy places the organism in Eukaryota, Fungi, Ascomycota, Leotiomycetes, Helotiales, Drepanopezizaceae.